UGUGCGGUCACGUCAUCGUUCCAAUAAGCAUAGCUAAAUCUGCAAAUUUGUUUGAUAAACUAGCAAACCCACAUUUUAACAUACACACUACUGUUAAUAAUCUGGAUAAUGCGUAAAGGAAAAACUAGUAUCGAGGUGCAUACAACUUUUUUGUCAUCAAGUUAAACAACAGUUUUGGGCAUGAUGGACAGGGCUUCAGGCAUGGACAGAAUAAUGUCUCACUGGAUCUGUUGUAACUCGUGCUUCAUGUCCCCUGGUAAUGAGCGUCAGCUGGCUGUCACAAGCUGUGGCCACAUCAUCUGUAAUGUUUGCUUUCAGAGAGGAAAUCAAGGUGUGUGUCUCAUUUGCAAAGCAAAUUGUCAAAUCUCUGCACUGUCUGAUAAGAGCAGCUCAGAGGUUCAGGAUUUUUUCUUGGAUAUCAAUGCAGUUGCAGUCAAGUACUUCUCAGAUAUAAGCAAGGUCUUACAAUUCCAGGCCACACACCAGAAGCGAUUACUGGCCCACUAUCAGCAGAAGAUUGAGAGAAUGAAGGAGGAUGAACUAAAAAUUCAACAAGAGAUGCAGAAGAUGGCAAAGAAAAUUUCAGAACAGAAUGCCUACAUAUCAAAAUUAGAGAUGACUGUUCAAAAUCAAAGUUCAAGACUGGCAUUUCAGUCCAACCGAGAUCUACCUUCAGCAAGUCAAAGACAAGCUUCUUCAGUGACAAAAGUUCCCUAUUCUUCUCCACUUUUAAUGUCACGAUCCAUAUCCUCUGCUAGCCUAGCUGAUAGCAUAAAAAUAGACAGCAGGGGGCUCUCUCACAAAACAGACGCCUUGAGUAGGAUUUGUCUCAGAAGCUCACCGCAGAACUGCCGCAUAGCUUCUUCAGUGACAAAAGUUCCCUAUUCUUCUCCACUUUUAAUGUCACGAUCCAUAUCCUCUGCUAGCCUAGCUGAUAGCAUAAAAAUAGACAGCAGGGGGCUCUCUCACAAAACAGACGCCUUGAGUAGGAUUUGUCUCAGAAGCUCACCGCAGAACUGCCACAUAGGUUCAGUUCAUCACAGGGCAUCAAGUCAGAGCUCUAUGGGAAGCCAUUCAGCGCCAUUCAGUGCCACUGUCAGGGAAUUCUCCAGUGGUCUACGGGAGCCUGCAAUGAGUCCAUCCCAUAAUAUGGCCUACCGCAGAGAGUCUUCAUGGGAAACGCCUGUGUUCAAGCUGCCCUCGACCUACAAAUACAGUUCUGUGUCGUCCCUGGGACCCCCUCUCUGAUGUACACUCCAGUCCAAAAGCAAUAUGGCUAAUCACAACUCAAAAUAUUAUUGUAUGUCACAAAGUUCUGCUAUUUUUACUUGAUACUUUUAGGAAAAAGACAUCAGGGCCAUUAAUGUAUCAACAUCCAGGGCUGUAGUCGAGCAAUGAACACACUGCAGCGCUGCCCUGUAACUGACUCUCUUAUGAUGCCGCAGUGCAUUAAUGUUGCCUCUCAAUGAACAUCUGUGUUCUUAUUUGCUUGGUUCCUAUGUAUUGUAGCAAUUAGUUACAGACCCUGAUUGAGUGGUUUGUGACUGUGAAUUUUAAUAUGCCAUUUUGUGCAUGACUGGCAUUGUGUCAGCAGCAUGUGCUGUUAAUCACAUCCAAUAUGUUCUCUGCUGCAUGUUUCUGUUCUGAUUCUCUUCUGAUUGCACACUGAUAACAUUGUAUUGUGGAGUUCAAACCAUGGAUUAAACCUUGU
Messenger RNA from Pimephales promelas (fathead minnow), 1711 nucleotides. It is a transcript of the gene rnf212, whose product is annotated as ring finger protein 212. Gene Ontology annotation, molecular function: SUMO transferase activity. Lineage: Eukaryota; Metazoa; Chordata; Actinopteri; Cypriniformes; Leuciscidae. Gene Ontology annotation, biological process: homologous chromosome pairing at meiosis; reciprocal meiotic recombination; protein sumoylation. The record is from RefSeq and is a predicted model, not a curated record. Gene Ontology annotation, cellular component: synaptonemal complex.